Messenger RNA from Sparassis crispa, 273 nucleotides. RefSeq lists its product as hypothetical. The record is from RefSeq and is a predicted model, not a curated record. Lineage: Eukaryota; Fungi; Basidiomycota; Agaricomycetes; Polyporales; Sparassidaceae. The transcript is spliced from 2 exons. The coding region runs from base 1 to 273 and encodes 90 amino acids.
AUGGAAUGGGAAGAGAUGAUACAGCUUGAAGUUAACGAGAGGGGCCAUGAAGACGAGAUCGAACAGAUUCACUGGAGCAAUGAUGAGGACGAAAUUCUGCCCAUGCACGAUGACAGCAUGCUGCCUGCUGACAAUGAUGGCGACAGUGAGGACGAGUAUUGGCGCGAUGAUGCAAUUCCUUACAUUCCCGAGGAUCUGGACAAUCCAGAGAGCGCGCACGAUCCACAUGUCGAAGAGGAAAGGCGAGAGGGGAUCUUAUCCAUGGCGCAUUGA